ACCCCCUGGACCAGAGCCGUUUGUUGACACAGUAACUACCCUUAAGAUGUGAAGGAUUGUCCACUAAUAACACCCUAAUCAUGAUGGACAUAGGAAAUAAGGUGCCAAAUAAAUGGCCAAAACUGCUGGAUAUGACAAAGGAUGAGUGUCGGAAAGCUCUCCGUGCACUAGAACUGACUACAUACAGCCAGGUAGUAUCAGUCUUGCGGGCUCAAGGAGAACUUACCAAGGAGAAGAGAAAGCUUUUAAAUGACCUUCAAACUAUAUUCUCAAUCACCCUUGAAAGACAUCGAGCCGAGAUUCGUAGAGCAGUUAAUGAUGAAAAACUCAACACUAUUGCAGACAUACUGGCUGGGCCCAACACAGGAGUUGAGUGGGCAGUAGAAGGUAGACGCCUGGUACCACUUAUGCCCCGUAUUCCUCCACAAACCUCAUAUACUGCCAUAGCUACACGGAUGGCCCUCUUGUACUAUGGCAUUAAUGCAAAAAUGCCUUCCCCAGACUCAACAGCAAUGUUUGGUAAAAUGGAUGACCUUGGUGCUGAGUCUGAUGACACAGAUUCAGAAGAGGAGACUGAAGGGCUUAGAUUUAUCCAGGGUGCCAUGGUGCCUCAGCAAUACAACAAUGAUCAAGGGUCAUAUACUACACUGCCACUGUCACAGACCCGUUUAUCUAAGCUGCCUCCGAAAGAGAAUCGAGAAAAUCGAGAAACUCCAACCACUACAUCGGGAGGGAGUAUUGGUCCUAUGAGUCUUGGAUUUGGGACCGGUUCUGGUGGUGUUUGUGGAAGCAGCGACAAAAGAAAGAGAAAAAGAUCUUCAUCGACCGAACACCCUCCUUUGCCUCCUCCGCCUCCUCCUCCCCCAGCUCCUCGGGAACUUCCCCCAGCACCUGGAACCCCCUCCAAGCAGAUAAGUGGCAUCAGUCGCCCAAUGCCAGGUCCACCCAUGAAGAUUACUGUGACAGGGAAUGUGGCUCGUGGAACACCUGGCACACCGGUAUCUACUCUUGGAGGCCACACGCAAAAGGUAAUUCUUGUAUCAACGUCUGGAGCAAGUGGGGUGGGCAGUGGCAUGUAUCAGCGAUCGCUCAGUGUUCCAGUAAUGAAGGGUAGCGCUGGAGCAGCACCCACUGUGAUGCGUGGUGUCCCGUCUGCUGGUGGUACAAUGCCUGGAAGUCAAAUGCAACCUGGUCUGAAGACGCCGGCGCUGAUGCUGACAACAACAACAACAACGCCGCCGCCGAUGCAAGACGAUGGACAAAGUGAUCCCUAUGUUUCAGCUGUGCUACGCAGGCGACACAAAAAUGGUGGCAGUGUGGGGUCAGGAAGUAUGAUUGUUCCUUCUACAUACUCUGGUAGUGGAUCACUGGUGUCUGGGGGGAUGCCUCCAUCAGGAACUUAUGUGAACAGAAUGAGACCAAGAGUACCCACAGGUGCACUUCCCCCUAGACCUCGUCAGCGAUCUAAUUCCCUUGUUCUUCAGGCUGAAGCAGGAAUACCACAAAGAGGUGUGGAGUCUGGUGCUGGUGCUGGAGGCAACAGUAUGAUUUCUGGAAGUCAUAUGAGUACCAUGCCUUCUUUUUCUGGGAAUUCCUCCAACAUAGUGGCACCAUCUACAGGUUCUCAUGGCAUGCCACCAGGACAUAUGAUGACUCAUCAAACUAUACAGGUCAGACCAGGUACUCCUGCUACUCCAGGAAAAGCUGCCAUACAGAUUCGUCAGGAAGGAACAGCAGGAGCCAAGAUCAUCACUCACUCAGUGGGUGGCAGUGGAGGCGGGAUAGGGGGUUCCACUAGCAACCCAAGCAGUGUGGGCAGCAGCAGUAAUGUGGGUAUAGGUCAUAAUGCUCCAGGACGGCUGAUGGGACGGACUCCUCUCUUACCUCCCAACUCACCACAAGGGACUGGUGGACCACUUUAUGUGGUCACAACCAACUCCGGCACCAUCACUGUUGUAACUCGCACUGUUGCUGCUGGUCAGGGAAGUGGUCCACGUGUAGUGACUGUGAAUACAAUAAAUGCCCCAAAAGCCUCAAUCAGUGGAGUACGAACACCAGCACCAGCAACAGUUGUCUCUGUUGGCUCAAAGACAAUACAGACAGUGAGAGUAACACCUCAGGGUCCUGCUGGGCUCCGACCAGUUUUGGGUGGUACAAAAUCUAAUGUGAUCGUUGUACAUAAAGGAGCGCCCUCUCCUGGGACGAGACCAAUGAAUAUUCAGGGAAUCAGGGAUGUACCCACAAAAAUCACAAUUGGGAAAACUCUUAGUGGAAGUUCCAGCUCAACUGUACUGCAGAAGCCUCUACCUUUGCCUCGAGGGACCAUAGCAGCUCCUAGUGUAGUUCCUGUCAGUACACCUACAUCUCAGGGCAAUGUCAUUGUGGUGGAUUUGAGUCCUGAGGGCAGCAGUGUGAGCAACAACAAUGCUCUUGCUGACAUUCUGCAGGCCACAGGUAUUCUGGGUGCCAUCGGACCAAGUAGUGUUGAUAGUGGAAACAUCCCUGCUGGUGGUGGUGGUGGUGAAGUAGGCAGCAAUGAGGGGGAAACCCCAAGAAUCCCUCCUUCUUCUAGCUCGGUUUCAUCUCUGUCUCGGACAGAAACUACUUCCACAAGUAUGGAAACUGCCACGCAAUCUUCUAUUACUACACACAGCCGGCCUAUCAGUGAAUCCUCAUCAUCAAUAACUAACAGUGGCAGCACCACAAGUAAUGUAUCUACAACAGCCAGUACAACCACCACUGCUACCAAUACCUCAACCACCACCCUGGCUAAUACAGUAACCAACACAACUACUUCUUCUUCUGCCAUCACCACUCCUACAGCAAGCAGUAGUAGUAGUAGUGGUAGUAGUAGUGAGGGUACUGGAGGUACUGGAGGGAGUGGGAGUGGUUGUGCUGGUGAUGGUGAUGGAGAAUGGCUCAAUUUGGGACUAGAAGGGGAAGACUCACCUGGACAUAGUUUGCCUGAGGGACAAAUGCAAAUGUUAGAGGAGGCGGUGGAGAUCUUAGGUCGUGGAGACAAGGAGUCGGCUAGAAACCUUCUCCGCCAGGCUGGAAUUGAAUUAUUAGAUUCUCCAGGUGACAUCGGGGAGCAGGGAGGGGAGGCAACUUCGAUGGCAAGUCUGAUGGCGGGGUUGGCCAGUCAACUCCCCGUUGCACAUCUUGAUGAUGGAUCUCUUGCUCCUGUUGGGGAAUUGGAUCCUGCCACUGGUUUGUUCUACAACCCGUCUAGCACUGAGAGUUCUUCUGAUACAAACAGUAACUCAGCUUCAGAGGAGAUGGAGGCUCCAGAGGAAAGAGAAUCUCCUGAGUGACAGAUGCUGUGCCAACCUGAGGAAGUUUGACUCAGUUCUUUAUUAUUAUGACAGAGUUUGACUCAGUAAUUUAUAGAUUAUUUUUAAUACAGCCUUCCUUUGUAGAGAAUUUUGUUUGCUUAGCAACAAAUUCUAUUUUAGUGAUUUUUUUUAUAUUGUUAUUGUACAUAAUGAAUGUUCAGAUUACCUUUUCUCAUUUACUACUUGAUCUCAUCUCUGCACAUUGAUAGGUAGGAACUAUAUUGUUUAUGGAGUCCUGAAGUUUGUAAUUUUUUUCUUACUACAGUAUUUGAAAAUUUGAGCCUGUCAAAAUGAUGCUCUUGUAUAUACAGUGCAGUACAGUAUAUACAUUGCAAUAUUCUCAAAGUUUCUAGAUAUUAAUUUGUAAAUUUUCACUUUGACAAUAAGUGGUGGCGACAGUGUAUAUGUUAAUGUUUAAGACAGUAGAGAUGUGGUAAGAAUUUCCUUAAAAUAAGGAAAAUAAAACAUAUUAUAUAUGUAAGAGAUGUUAUCUUCCAUUUUUUUUUAUUAUUAUCAUAUGACAUUUCCUCCAUUUGUUAUUUUAACUGUAUAAAUUAAAUUUUGUAUUCAUUUUGCAUGAAUAAAAAAUGACCAUAGCUUGGAAUUGUAAAAUCAUAAAUUGCUUAGAUAAUGUGAAACUACCUUCUCAGCCCAAGGAAUUUAUUCCAUAUAGUCAUGUCUCGGAUGUUAGGAACUAGACAAAUUUUAGCACAAGAACAGACUCUUAGGUUAUUUACCCACUAUGUUAUACACACAUAUAUGAAUGCUUAAUUUUAUACAAUUGUGGUGGUAAUAUGACCAUUAGUAGCAAAACAAGUACUGUACAGUCAUCCCUCAAUGUACGGAUGGGUUAAAUUCCAUAAACUUAUGCUAUAGAUCGAAAUUCCAUACUGUAUAUUGAACCCAUUUUCCCAUAUAGUACUCCCAUAAUGUAAGGGGAGAUAGUUCCUACAACAAUGGAAGAGAGGUGUGUGUGGGUGAAUAAUAAUACAGUACUGUAGAAAUCUCCAUUAUACAUGUUGCCAGUCAGCUGUGAGAUAGCUACACAUGUUGCCAUUGUUACACUUAAAUGUAAUGAAACUGUAAAACUUAGGAAAAAAAAUCAAUAUUGUACUGUACUGUGACUUAGAAAUAAAGAAAAUAUUAUGUAAAACUAUAAAGUAAGAAAAAUGAGGAGCGUGGGUGUGUAUGUGUGGGAAAUGAACGCAUGUGUGGAGGCAGUCGGCUGUAACUGUGGUUCCAGCCCAGUCGUGCUCCCUCCUCUGAUGUGAUGUCACAGCAUACACACAGCACCUUGUGGCAGCAACCACACACAUCUCUGAGUUGACUGGGUGGCUGGCAGAACUGUUUGGUUUAUUUUUGGCAGAAAGAGCUAUUUUUUGGACAUAAAAUGUGUGCUAUUGUAUUUCAUGAUGUGCUAUGCUCAUUUUUGGAGGGAGGAGGAAAAUCUUACCUUGGUAUUUUUUAUUUGCUUCUAAAAUAUAUACCAAAUUUAUACCCAAAUUUCCGUUAUACUGUACAGUAAUAUCUUCAUUAGCUGGAAUCUCUCAAACCCGGAACUCUCUGAUAGCUGGAAUUGAAAUUUUCUUUGAAAAUCAUUCCCAAACUCGGAAUUUUCUGGGAGACAUAAUUUCUGGCAAAUUCUGAGAAAACCUUCCCAGUCCAGUACUCGGAAAAUUCCGUGGAUGGGGGAAUUUUUUUUGCUGGUUUGAGAGAUGAAAAUCAGGUAAAUUUUCCGGAAAUUUGAGAAAAACUUCCCUGUACAGGGGGUCUCCAGGUUAUGAAUGGGUUCCAUUCCUGAGGACGUUCGCAAUUCAGAUUUAUACUGAAGUUGCAACACAUGCUAUAUGCAUACCGUACUUAGAAAACAAUGGUUAAAAUUCCUCUAUAUCAUAGCCUAUGUCCUUAUAUACAUCGAAAAUCACUUAAUUUAAGACAAAAUAAGAAAUAGAAUGACAAAAUACAGUAAAUGAAAGUAAAGAAUAAGUCAUCAGGUUAAUAAAAUGCUGUAAAUUUCAAGUUUAACCUCGUUUGCAUUGGCGGUUGUUCGUAAGUCGGGGACCUCCUGGGAUGGUGGAUAUUUUUCCAGGUUCAAAAAAUGAUGUAAUGUGCAAUUCUGGAACUUCCAAGAAAAUUUUUCCGUUACCCUGAAAAUUCUGGGAGAUGAGGGAUUUUUUUUUCUGGCUUUGAGAGAGUUGUCUUGUUACCCGGAAACCUCUCAUUCCUGGAAGUGCUCUGCACCAAUUGUUCUGGCUAAUGGAGAUAUCACUUGUAUCAAUUUUUGCUCUCCGUUUAUCGAAUAUAAGUCAUAAAUUAACCAUACGGAUUACUGUACAGUAUAGUGAAUUUCUGUAAAAAAAAAAAAAAAAUUUUUUGAAAAUUGGGGGAUGACUGUAAGGAGAUUAAGAAGGUACAAUAUACAGAUCUUUUACGUGAUGAUACAUGCGAAAUGAUAUUAAUGUGUAUAGAACCAUGCAAUUUUGACUUAGUACAAAAAAUGACAUAUAUUUUUGUGAAAAGCAGCAUGUAUUUAGACCAUUGAGUAAUAAUUUGGAAUUACAAAAGCAACUGAAAAUAUAUCCAGCUAAGUAAAUGAAUGAAGUGCAGUCUGUAGUAUUUUUACCAAAUCUGUUCAUAACUUUUACAUCAAUCAGUAAGAUGGCUCAAACUUUUCCAAAGUUUUCAUCUUGGAGACUUGACUUGACUUCAUUUUACUUUACUGUGCCUCAUUUGAUGUAACCUAAACUCUUCACUUAUUCCCAUACCAACUUUUCACAGUUACACCUUUGCUCAUCCUCUCUACUAAUCUUUUAAAUCUGGUUACUCUUUAACUUUCUUAAUAAUUACAGGGUAUAUCUUGUCUCUCUGACAUCUCCAUCAUUGUUUUAUGGCCAUUUUACAUGCUUGUGUGGGUUAGCUGCAGUUACCUGAUGGCAGUUCUCUAUGUUAUACGAUCUCUUGCAGUCUCUCUUGUCGGGUCCCUAACUCUAAUGUCAUCUCUUACAACCUCUUCCCAUGGCAUUCUUGGCCUUUCCUUGACUCUCCACCCCUCCACAUUUAGGCUCAUGCACCUCUUGACCCAAUUGGUCUCAUCCAUUCUCUCCACAAGCCCAAACCAUCUCAGCCAGCAUCUAUGCAGGACUUCACUGAACCUAUAACUCCUUGCUAUCAGCAUCUAAUAUUAUCAUCCACUGUCUAACUCCAGUUACUCCUUAAACUCAACAUCCACCUUUCAAAUCCAUCAUAGUUGGUAUCACUGCUUGCCACUGCAGUUAAGACUACAGUAUUAUUAACCUUAUCUCACUAGGCAUGCAGUAGAGACCCGAGGAUGAGCACAGGUCUGAUGACCCAGUUGCCAUUAGGCAUGUUGAAGCAAAGUUUUACGGCUGGAGCCCUUCCUAAUACCAACCCACAGUGUGGGAACAGCUGGCAAGGCAGGAUCACAACUCCUUGGGAGUAAUCAAAGACUACCUGCUAUAAUGUAUGUGGCAUAUAUUUUUUGAGGAAAGAAAUUGACAUGAUGUAUCAUAACCAAAGUUAUGAGGGUUGUCACAAGUGUCUGUUAAUACUAUCUGAAGCCUCAUUUCAUAUUAUAGGCAUUUGUUUAAAGCAGUUUUCCAGACAUUUAACUAAUUAGUUUGUGAUAUUUUGCUGCUUCAGUAUUAACCAUUUUAUCACCUUUUACAUUGUUGUAAACUUUUCAACAUAUCUUUUUUCCAAAUAUUGACAUGACAUAAUAUAUAACUGACAUGCCAUAUUGCAACUAAAAUUGCGAGAGCUGACAAAGAUGACUGAUAAUCCUUGUCAUAAGGUCUGAGACUGGCUACAUACUUCUUCAUUGAUGGUGAGUAUUAAUUUAUGUUUUGUUUAUUUGCUUUAAUUGCUCUAUCUUUGUUUCUAUUGUACUGUACUGUACACAGUCUUCCCCCCAAAAUGAUGUCACCAUGUUCAGAAACUUUCAAUCAGAAAGGGGUAUCUUACAAAUAACGGAUUCACUUGCAAGUACAGCUCAUAUACAAUAUUGUUAAAAUUGUAGUACUGGGCAUAGUAUAUAUUGAAGAAAAAAAUAUGAUAUGAGAUUAUUGGUCAAGGACAUAAUUAUGGAAGCAAAUAUUUUCCAUAUUCAACACCUCAGUGGACGAUGAAGUACAGUGGAAAAUGAAUUGUAAAACAAAGCUUUGAAUAUCUGUUGCCAACAAAGGCACCGUGAAAACUCUUUGGGUUGAGAAGGUUAAGCAAACAAUAUUCUAACUUUAUUUUUAGUAGAAAAUAUCCAAGUUGUGGUGGUAGUUGUAGGUAGAUCAUCUUUGAUAUGCGUCCUCUCUGGUUUCAUUUUUUAUUAAACUGUGCAAUUAAUUUCCUUAAAAUUUAAGAAAAUUUACCUGGUGAAAAAAUGAGUACCUGAAUUGUAAAACUAUGAAUGUAAAUUUUAUGAGGUAAUAUACUUUAUAUGCAGCAUAUAAUUUAAAGUACAUAAUGAACAAAAUGUUUCACAUGUAGUGGGAUAGCAAGAACUGGGUAUCACUUUUUUGAACUGAUAGUUACUGUGAUGGCAUUUUCAUGAAAGUAUUUUAGAUUUUGCUUCAGAGUUUUGACAAUAUUAUUAAUCUUGUUUUUCUACCUUCCUUUUCCUCCAACAAUAUUUAAAAAAAAAGAACAUUAAAUUUGUUGAGAAAACUGAUUCCCCUCAAUGUUUCCUCAUUUAUGUCACUCACAUUGCCCCAUAAAAAUCCACUUUUUAAUUCUGCAAAUAUUCUUAAUUGAUCACUGUAUAAUGAGGUGAUUGGUCUCUGCCCUGUGUUGACCCUUUUGAAAAGGGAAAUUCAAAUUCAUAAGUGAAAUUGCUGUCAUAAAAAUAGAAAAGAAUAUUUUUCUGUUUGAAAUUUCUUUCAAAGGGAAGGUGACAUUCAUGUAUGUAUAGACUUCUUAAUAUUUGUUGCCCAAAGAAUCACUGCCAUGAGAAAAGUACAGGAUUUGUCAUCCUUUUCUAUGAUAAUUCUUUUUAAGGAUUUAUUUAUUUAUUUUAUUUUUUUUAUAAUAUAGAUAUGUACUCAGACUCUAAACCAAAUUGGGUGAGGUUAGGAUAUUUACCCAAGCCUUCAUAAUAGCGCUCAGUUUGAAUCUAAAUCCAAGUCCAAAUCCUCAAAAUAGAACUUUUCUUAUUUGGUUUAUGUUGUCUAAAGCAACACUAGAUUUUUUGUAACAGAUUUUGAAGCUAAAGAUCAUUCCCUUCAAUUUAAUCUUUUUGGUUUUCAAAUGUGAAAGGUUUAUACAUUACCUUUUAUUUGGUACUCCACCUUUACUUCUUGUGGUUUCUUCUGUGUGUGUUUGUAAUGAAGUGAUAUUUAUCCUUUCCUCUUACUUUGUACUGCAGGCAGAUGGCAAAUGCUUCCCUGAUGUCACAGCAAAAGUUACAUGAAAUUAUUUUCAGCAAAUGAUAUAGUUGUUGUCAUUAAGUUUACAACACUUGAAAGUGCAUCUGGAAGAUUCUGUAUGUGUCACCCUACACUGAAUCUCAUAACAAAUAACAAUAAUUGUACUGUAGACUCACAACUUAUGCGGUUUCAACUAUACGCAGAUUACCCCGGGGGUUAGGUUACAAUUUUCAAUUUCAAGCUCAAAAUUGUCAAAAUUUUUAUGUCUAGUGCAAACUAUAGCAUGUUUAUAUUCAAAUUAAUCACUACAUCACAAGAAUCCCAGUAAUGGAAAUUAUAUUCUCCCAGGUCAGUUCAGUGACAUUUUAUACGAGAAAAACUUUGUCACUAAAGGAUAUAUAUAUAUAUAUAUAUAUAUAUAUAUAUAUAUAUACACAUGAAGUCCCAGGAACGUAACCCUCGUGCAAGUUAUGAGUCUAAUGUAAAAGGAAAAGUUUCUUUCAUACUGUACCAGAUAAUAAAGGUACUGUACAAGAAGUGUUAAGAUACAGGAGGCUAUCUAAAUGUUUUUUUUUAUUUCCAGUACAGUAUAGUACAAGUAGCUUCUGAUAAAUAUUAUAAAGUCAGAGUGUCAUUCAGAAGAUAUGUAACUUGUCAAUACAAGGUAAUCUUAAACAUGGAGUACAAAGAGAUUGAAAAUUCAGAUAUUUUUCUUUUUGAAGGGAAAAUCAGUUAAGUGAAGUGUGUUUGUCAUUGUUAACAUAAUGUAUAUGUCAAAUAUUUUAAAGCAUUCAGCUUGUGGACUGUAUUGUAGUGAACUGGAAAUUAGGUCAAACAUUGCAGCACUAGUAAGGUGCAUGCAUAUUAUUCAAGUGUGCCAGGGUUACAUGUAAGAUUUUGUACCUAUGUACAGUUGCACUUGGGGCCAUGCCUAGGGCUAAGUCAAGAGCACAAAUGUUGGAUAUCAGGCAAAAUAAUAGCAUUGUGCAGAAUUUAUAUUGUAAUGAAUGUAUAAUUUUCACCAUCCAAGUUGCAAUGAAAGGAAUGUCAUGAACUGAAGUUUUGUCUUACUUUUCAUGAGGUGAAACAUUACAGCAGUAUCUUUGUUCUCAAAAUGCUACAGUACUGUAAUUUCUGUAAUAUUUUGCUCAUUUACUAUACAGUAUACAGUAUCAAUAUUUCUUUUGGAAACAGUAUAAAUAUUACUAUAUUUUA
This is a messenger RNA of Homarus americanus (American lobster), 9925 nucleotides long. RefSeq names its product BRCA2-interacting transcriptional repressor EMSY-like. NCBI's taxonomy places the organism in Eukaryota, Metazoa, Arthropoda, Malacostraca, Decapoda, Nephropidae. Bases 81 to 3314 code for a protein of 1077 amino acids. The record is from RefSeq and is a predicted model, not a curated record. The transcript has 21 exons. Gene Ontology annotation, biological process: regulation of DNA-templated transcription. Gene Ontology annotation, cellular component: nucleoplasm.